Molecule: messenger RNA, 1311 nt
Organism: Micromonas pusilla CCMP1545
Lineage: Eukaryota; Viridiplantae; Chlorophyta; Mamiellophyceae; Mamiellales; Mamiellaceae
Exons: 2
Coding region: 1-1311 (436 amino acids)
Source: RefSeq, a predicted model, not a curated record
AUGGCGCUCGACGACCCGAACACGACCAAGUCGUCCAUCGAGACGAUGAAGAAAGCGCUCGCGGACACGCUCGCGAAGCGCAUGCUCGCCAAGUUUAUCGCCCCCAACGCGCCCGCGCCCGACGUCGUGACGAUCACCGCGAUCGUGCGCGAGGAGGUGGACGGGUUCAUGAACAACACCGGAAGCGUCAAGGAGAGCGAGAUCGCGGCGCUGGAGCGACGCAUCAAGGACCGGAUCACCGGCGGGAAGGUGGCGGGACGGCGGUUCGGCGCGCCCGUCGUGGACGAGUGGGCGGAGAUCAGCAAAUGGCAGGCGAAGGAGAACGACCGCGUCCAAGCGGAGAAAUUGGCGAGUUACAAGGCGUCGCAGCGGAAGAUGAAGGAGGAGCUCGACGCGCAGGUGGCGGAGAAGGCGCGGAAGAAGCUCCUGGAGAAGGAAGAGGUCGUCGCGGACAAGGUGGACGUCACGCGGAGGCUGGAGGAGUGGAAGCUCGACGAGCUCGAGAAGAUCGCGAAGAGAACCGCCGCCGUCGACAAGCUGAAGACGGAUCGGCGAGCGCAGCUCGAGGACAAGGCGGCGAGGAAGGCGGCGAUGGAGGAGGAGAAGCGGCAGGAGGAGGCGGACUUGCGCCGCGCGCUCGCGGCGGACUACCGACGGAAGCAAGCGGAGGAGGCGGCGGCGAAGCGGAAGAUCGCGGCGGAGAUUGAAAAGCUUAAAAAGUCCAACGAGGAGACGCUUGCGCUUCGCGCCAAGCAAGCCGCGGACGACGAAGCGCUGGAUCUGAAGUACCAGGAGAUGUACGCGGAGAAGCUUCGCAAGCAAGAGGAGGCGUACCACGCCAACUUGCUGAAGAUGAAGGAGAAGCAGAAGUCCCAGGAGGCUUUCGGGAACGCCAUCGGGCCGUACAAACGGUACAUGCCGGAUGAGAUCAUCGAGAAAAACGCCGCCAACUACGACCGCCUCGCCGCGGAGAGAGACGCGCGCGACGCGAAGCACCAGGUCGACCUCAACGCGGCGGUGAAGAAGGAGCUCGCGGAGCAGGUCAAGGCGAAGCAAGAGCGUCUGGAUCGCGAGAGAGACGAGGAGGCGCGGCGGUACGCGAGGUUUGCCCGCGUCGUCGACACGCUCGAGAGCGCGGAGCGGGAGUCGCGACGCGAGGGGUUCGAACGCGCGGUUCGGCACAAGGAGGAGCUCGAGGCGCAGAUGCGGGAUAACAUGGUUCGGAAGAAGGUGUUCCCGAUGACCGCGACGGAGAAGGAGCUGAACACCGCGCUGCUCCAGCGCGUGAAGGCGGAGCAAGGGUCGUACUGA